AUGAAAUCUAUUGGUGAAAUUAUGGCUAUUGGUCGUAAUUUUGGAGAGUCAUUCCAGAAGGCUAUAAGUCAAAUUGUUACACCGUUUGUUUGGUUUCAAGGUGGUGAAUUUGAAAAUUUAAGUGAAGAACUUGCAGAACCAAUAGAUCGUCACUGUCCAGCUGUUGUUCAAAAAUUUGAAUUAGAAGGUUCAUUAUUUGCUUUAGAUAGAUGUGUUAUUUCAAGAGCUAAGAAAUUAUGGCUUUCAGAUGAACAAAUUGCCUUAGCUGUUGGUUCAACUGGAUUAGAAGUCAGAGUUAAAAGGAGAAAUUUUGAUUUCAUUCAAUUUCAUGAAUUAGGCAACGCAUUAAACGUUUUAGCAGAUAAUCCAGCUGCUAUUUCCAAAUUCAUUGAAGGUGCACAAGGAAUUGAUGCUGAUUCAGUUGCAGCUAAUGGUAAAGUUUUAGUUCACGCUGUCUUAAAACAUGUUGAGAAUGCAGGUACUCAUUCAGGUGAUGCUACAUUUGUUUUACCACCACAAAACUUUUCUCAAGAUGUUAUGGAUAGAUUUAAAGAAAUCGCCAUGGAAUAUCACAGGAAUUUCCAUUCACCAUUACCUCCAAGUGAUAUCUUAUUUGGUGGUGGCUUGAACAACGAUAAUUUAGGUCAAAUUGCCUUACAAUUCCCAUCAGAAGGUUAUAAGUAUUACACAGAUGCAUCACCAGAAUUAACUGAAUAUUCUAAAGCUUAUUUACCUGAAGGUAAUGCGGUUGAUAUUGUUGAAUUACUCAUAGCUAAUAAGAGAGCAUUACGUGAAGGUUUCCAAAAAUAUGAUUUGAGUAGUAUUUUCAAUUUAGCUAAAGCCAGCUGA
Hansenula ciferrii is the source of this 849-nucleotide messenger RNA. Its product is annotated as Carbamoyl-phosphate synthase large chain. Gene Ontology annotation, molecular function: aspartate carbamoyltransferase activity; dihydroorotase activity. Gene Ontology annotation, cellular component: cytosol; cytoplasm. Lineage: Eukaryota; Fungi; Ascomycota; Saccharomycetes; Phaffomycetales; Wickerhamomycetaceae. The coding region runs from base 1 to 849 and encodes 282 amino acids. The transcript is spliced from 3 exons. The record is from RefSeq and is a predicted model, not a curated record. Gene Ontology annotation, biological process: 'de novo' pyrimidine nucleobase biosynthetic process; L-citrulline biosynthetic process; UTP biosynthetic process.